Zygosaccharomyces rouxii is the source of this 801-nucleotide messenger RNA. RefSeq names its product dolichyl-phosphate beta-D-mannosyltransferase (gene DPM1). The coding region runs from base 1 to 801 and encodes 266 amino acids. The transcript has a single exon. Lineage: Eukaryota; Fungi; Ascomycota; Saccharomycetes; Saccharomycetales; Saccharomycetaceae. Gene Ontology annotation, biological process: GPI anchor biosynthetic process; protein O-linked glycosylation via mannose. The record is from RefSeq and is a predicted model, not a curated record. Gene Ontology annotation, molecular function: dolichyl-phosphate beta-D-mannosyltransferase activity. Gene Ontology annotation, cellular component: endoplasmic reticulum membrane.
AUGCCUAUUGAACAAUCAGUUAUCGUUCCUGCUUACAAGGAAAAAUUGAACAUUAAACCUUUGACUACGAGACUUUUCGCAGCCCUAGGCAAUGAUGGUUCACGUACCACUGAAUUGAUCUUUGUUGAUGACAAUUCUAGAGAUGGAUCAGUUGAAGAAGUGGAAAAAUUGGAAAAGCAAGGCUACAACGUUAGAAUUAUUGUAAGGACAGAUGAACGUGGACUAUCAUCUGCAGUUCUUAAGGGAUUUUAUGAAGCCAAGGGUGAAUAUUUGAUCUGUAUGGACGCGGAUUUACAACAUCCACCUGAAAGUGUACCACUUUUGUUUCAAUCUUUGAGGAAGCAUCCAUUCGCAUUGGGUACACGUUAUGCACCAGGCGUAGGUAUCGAUAAGGAUUGGCCACUACACCGUAGAGUUAUUUCUACCACCGCACGUUUAAUGGCAAGACCAUUGACUACCGCUUCUGAUCCAAUGAGCGGAUUUUUCGGUUUACAAAAGCAAUACCUGGUAAAAUGUGAUCCAAGAGAAAUUAAUUCUAAUGGAUUUAAAAUUGCAUUAGAAUUAAUGGCAAAAUUACCAUUACCAGAGGGUUCAAAAUUAGGUGAAAUUCCAUUUUCAUUUGGCGUUAGAACUGAAGGUGAAUCCAAAUUGUCAGGUAAAGUUAUCAUUCAAUAUCUACAGCAAUUGAAAGAACUUUACUCUUACAGAUUUGGAUUGGGUAACAUCUUCCUUUUCAUCCUAUGUUGGGCAAUCCUUAUCCUAUACGCUCUAAACGAACUUGCCAAACUUGUCUUGGGUUAG